ACUAAUCUCUCGAGCGUACGGCGGCUGUUUCGCGAUAAGAAUUUUUUUUAUCACAGUUUUUUCUGAAAAGUUGAAGGUUUUUCAAUUUUUUAUUGGAAAUUUGAAUUCGAUUUAUCAUUGAUUAUCUACCUACCUAUCAAAAUUUUGAAUUUAAUACCCAUAGAAAUUGAAAUAAGUAUCAACGUAAAAUGAUGAAGAACAUUGCCAUGGUAUUUUUUCUCGUGAUGACGAUUUUUGGCCUACCCGGUGCAUUUGCUCCAGGUGGUGAAACCAGCGAAGAAGGGGAAACAGAAAAAAAAUCAUUUGAUGUGGAGAAAGGACAAACCGUUUUAAUGACAUUGCUAGACUAUAUUAAUGGCCUUGGAGCGUUAGCUGGAGACCCGAGUUACGAUUCGCUUGUAGAAGAAAUCAAUGGAUCCAAAGAUGAAAACAGCUUAAUAGAAGCUGGUAAAAAAAUAAUCUCCAAUGACAAUACUGAAGAAAAUCUUGUAAGCAAGGGAAAAGAGAAUGACAAUACCGCUGAAACAAUGAAACAAACAUUUAAAAAAUAUAUGGACGAUUUUUGGGAAUUAUUGGACGAGGCUGGCCUUGAUGGUGACAACGUACCUUUAUCAACUAAGUUGCGUAGGACAAUAAAUAAAAUUGAAAAUAACUACACGGAUGCUACAAGAUGGUACUGAUCUGAAGAUGGAUUUUGCAGAGAUGCACACAAAGCUGUGUAGAUUGAAUUAUUUUAUACUAAAUAGAUAAAUACAUAAUUAACCUAUAAGUAAGAAAAAACAAACUCUGAAUAUUAUUUUAAUCUAUACCACGUAGAAUUUUCCCCUGAGAUGAACCUGUUUUAUUAGCUUUUAUUAAGAAUUAUUACCUAUCUUUAUGCAUUCAUUCGUAAUUUCUUAUUGUGUACGUGGGUAAGUGGGUAGGUACUCUGUCUAUCUUUUUUACGAUAAAUUUUUAUGUUUACUUUAAAA
Planococcus citri (citrus mealybug) is the source of this 971-nucleotide messenger RNA. RefSeq lists its product as uncharacterized. Lineage: Eukaryota; Metazoa; Arthropoda; Insecta; Hemiptera; Pseudococcidae. The transcript has 9 exons. The record is from RefSeq and is a predicted model, not a curated record. Bases 189 to 680 code for a protein of 163 amino acids.